AUGGCACAGGCUGCUACAGCAGCGGCGAGGGUGGUCAGGCUGGCAAUAGCGAACUUGGCGGCGGCCAGGGCGGAGGUGGAAGCAGAGGAGGCAGAAGAUGCAGCACGUGCGGCGGAGGUUGAGGUUGAGACCUUGCGCAGCAGCAUCAAUGGCUCCAUCGCCAGCGACAUCACUGCCGACGGGUACCUUGAGGAGCUGGCGAGGGAGAGGGCGCGGGAGCGGAUGGCACGGUGGGCAGCAGCCCACCCCCACACCCACGGCGGUGGCAGCGGCCCGAAGGACCGCGCGCCUGGUGGCGGCGGCCUGAGGGCCCGUGCUCCCGGUGGUGGCGGCCUGGAGCGCCGCGGCUGCAGCCCCCUUGGUGGGGGCAUGCGUGGUGGCGACAACACCCCUGGCGGGGGGGGGGGGGGGCGAGGCGACGGCAGCCCCCUUGGUAGGGGCGCGCGCGGCGGCGGCGGCGCCCCCGGCUACCACGCCAUCCAGGCAGUGGUCAGGGACACUGGUCCCAGUGGCGGGUGGCCAACCCUCACCAAGACCAACUACGUCGAGUAG
Messenger RNA from Panicum virgatum (switchgrass), 552 nucleotides. Its product is annotated as glycine-rich RNA-binding protein-like. The transcript has a single exon. The record is from RefSeq and is a predicted model, not a curated record. The coding region runs from base 1 to 552 and encodes 183 amino acids. NCBI's taxonomy places the organism in Eukaryota, Viridiplantae, Streptophyta, Magnoliopsida, Poales, Poaceae.